This is a messenger RNA of Dromaius novaehollandiae (emu), 3326 nucleotides long. RefSeq names its product chloride channel protein ClC-Kb. The record is from RefSeq and is a predicted model, not a curated record. Gene Ontology annotation, cellular component: plasma membrane. The coding region runs from base 1068 to 3182 and encodes 704 amino acids. Lineage: Eukaryota; Metazoa; Chordata; Aves; Casuariiformes; Dromaiidae. Gene Ontology annotation, molecular function: voltage-gated chloride channel activity. Gene Ontology annotation, biological process: chloride transport; transmembrane transport. The transcript is spliced from 19 exons.
AGGAUUGAGGGGCUGCGAUUGUGGGAGCCAGGAGUGAGGGGCUGAGAUUGCGGGUCAGGAUUGAGGGGCUGAGAUUGCGGGAGCCAGGAGUGAGGGACAGAUUUCAGGUCAGGAUUGAGGAGCUGGGAUUGCGGGCUGGGAAUGAGGGGCCAAGAUUGCGGGAGCCGGGAAUGAGGGGCUGAGAUUGGGGGCUGCGAGUGAGGGGCUGAGAUUGCAGGCUGGGAGUCAGGGGCCGAGAUUGCGGGAGCCGGGAACGAGGGGCUGAGAUUGCGGGUCAGGAUUGAGGGGCUGAGAUUACGGGCUGCGAGUGAGGGGCUCAGAUUGCCGGUUAUGAGUUAGGGGCUGAGAUUGCGGGAGCCGGGAGCGAAGGGCCGAGGCCGGCGCCGGGGCGGGCGAGCGGCCGGGCCGCGCGGAGGCAGGCAGCGGACCAUGUAAGGCUUUAUUUCCCCGGGGCCGCGGCGCGAGGCCGGCCGACCCGCCGGGCGGCCCUGCCAAAAAAUGCGGCCGGCGGGCCAGGCCGCAACGCGCGCGGCGGGCUGGCGCGUCGCCCCGGGGGGCCUCCGAAACGGGGCCGCCGGGGAGGAGGGCCGUAACGGGAGCUUCAAACCCGAUGCUGAGUAAUUGCAGCCGGCGCCUGAGUCACCGUUGGCCCGCGGUGGCCCCUUCCCCUCCGUUUUCCGUCCUCCCACCCCGACGGCAGCCGGCGCGUGCUUGCCGGAGCGUCUCGGUGCCGAGGCGAGGAAGGGGCUGAAUCCCUCAGGAAUAAGUAAUUAAUCCGCCCCGCGCUAAUCGGAGAGUGGCUUCGCCUUGAUUUCCGCCCCCGGGAUCCCUACGGAGGAGGAGGGCGAUGGGCUCGGCAGGGAAAACCCUCCCCUGCACGUUCCGGCCGGCUCCGGCCCGCGCGGGUCGGGCCGACUCGUCAAGGUCGUUUUUAACGAGCUUGCGGCCGGGGCGGGCGCAGAGGCUGGCGGUGGAGGCGGCCGCGCCGCGAGCAGCCCCGGCAAGGUGAGUCCCGGCCCCGGUGGGGCUCGCUGCCCCCCAAGCGCCUUCGACCCCCCUCCCCGGCGAUGGUUCAUCACGCCGAGGACGCGGAUCGUCGCCCGCCCGCUCCGGGGAUGGAGCCCACGGAUUGCGCCGGUGCCGACGGGCUGCGGGAGGAGGAGGAGGCGGCGGAGCGGGUGCUGGUGUCGGAGAAAAGCUGGCGGCCCUGCCCCAAAAGCCGGAGGCGGCUCCGAGGGUGCCUGGAGUUCGUGCAAAGGCAGCUCUUCCGCGUCGGCGAGGACUGGUACUUCCUCUUCGCGCUGGGCGUCCUCAUGGCCAUGAUCAGCUUCAUGAUGGACCUCAUCGUCUACAGGCUCUACGAGGCCCACCGCUGGCUUUACCAUGAGGUCGGUGACUACUUGGUGCUCAAAUACCUCUCGUGGACCAUGUACCCGGUGGCCCUGACGGCCUUCUCCACCGGCUUCUCGCAGAGCAUCACGCCGCACUCAGGAGGUUCUGGCAUCCCCGAGCUCAAGACCAUCCUCACGGGCGUCAUGCUGGAGGACUACCUGGCCAUCAAGAACUUCGGCGCCAAGGUGGUGGGCCUCACCUGCACCCUGGCCUCGGGCAGCACCGUUUUCCUGGGCAAAGUGGGCCCCUUCGUCCACCUCUCCGCCAUGGCGGCGGCGUAUCUGGGCAAGAUGCGGACGACGGUGACCAAGGCGUACGAGGACAAGUUCAAGCAGAACGAGAUGCUGGUGGCGGCCCAGGCUGUCGGGGUGGCCACGGUCUUCGGGGCGCCCAUCAGCGGGGUGCUCUUCAGCAUCGAGGUGAUGUCGUCCCACUUCGCCGUGCGCGAUUACUGGCGGGGCUUUUUCGCCGCCACCUGCGGCGCCUUCAUGUUUCGCCUCCUCGCCGUCUUCAACAGCGAGCAAGAAACCAUCAUCGCCCUCUUCAGGACCAACCUCAAGAUCGACUUCCCCUUCGACCUCCCGGAGACCUUCUUCUUCAUCGCCUUGGGGGUCAUCUGCGGCGUCAUCAGCUGCGCCUACCUCUUCUGCCAGCGCUGGCUGCUGGGCUACGUCAAGGAGAACAAGUUCACGGCCAAGCUGCUGGCCACGGACAAGCCGGUCUACACGGUGCUGGUGGUGCUGCUGCUGGCGUCCAUCACCUUCCCGCCGAGUCUGGGGCAGUUCAUGGCAUCCAGGCUCAGCAUGAAGGAGUACCUCAUCUCGCUCUUCGACAACCGCACCUGGGGCGAGCUGGCCCGCAACGCGUCGCCGGCCGUCCUCGGCGAGCCCCAGCGCCUGUGGCAGGAGUGGUGCCACCCCGCGGUCCCCUUCUUCGGCACCUUGGUCUUCUUCUUGCUCAUGAAGUUCUGGAUGCUCAUCCUGGCCACCACCUUGCCGCUGCCCGCCGGCUACUUCAUGCCCGUCUUCGUGUACGGAGCCGCCGUGGGGCGCUUGGCGGGCGAGACGGUGGCCGCGCUCUUCCCCGAUGGCAUCAACGCGGAGGGCGGCGUCCGGCCCGUGGUCCCCGGCGGCUACGCGCUGGCCGGGGCGGCGGCGUUCUCCGGCGCCGUCACCCACUCGGUGUCCACGGCGCUGCUGGUGUGCGAGGCCACGGGGCAGCUGGCCCACGCGCUGCCCGUCACCCUGGCCGUGCUGGCCGCCAACGGCGUGGCGCAGAAGUGGCAGCCCUCCUUCUACGCCGGCACCAUCAUCGUCAAGAAGCUGCCCUACCUGCCGCCCAUCCGCAGCCGGCACAUGGCCUCCUACCGGGUGCUCACGGAGGAGUUCAUGGACCGCCACGUGCCGUCGGUGGCCAAGGCGGACGGCUUCGCCGAGGUCCUGGCCGUCCUGACGGCGACCGGCGACGCCGAGUUCCCCGUGGUGGAAAGCGCAGCGGUGCCCACGCUGGUGGGGACGGUGAGCCGCGCCGAGCUGGUGGCCUUCGUGCAGAGCCGCGGCGAGGCCGGGACGCCGCGGGGGGAGAAGCCGGCGGGGACGGUGGGGGACGACUGCGCCAUCGAGCCCGUCAUGCUGCAGCUCUCGCCCUGGACCUCGCUGCACCAGGCGCAUCACCUCUUCGAGCUGCUGAAGCUGCAGCGCCUCUUCGUCACCCGCUUCGGGGAGCUGGUGGGAGCGGUGACGCGGGCCGAGCUGCGGAGAGCCAUCGAGCAGCUCGCCGACCCCAAGUGAUGCUGAUGCCGCCGGCACGUGCACCGAGGUGGCCCGGUCUCAGCGGGCGCCUCGGUCCCCCACCCAAAAACCCCAAAAGCCGAGAAUUUGGGGCGCUCGGCUCCACGUGGCCACCCCAGAAAAAAAAAAAAAACCCUGCUCUGA